AGGGCGCGGGGCGGGGAAGCGCGGCCCCGGGCGGGAAACGAAAGCGAAAGCGGGCAGCGGCAGGCGUCAUGGCGGCGGCGCUGCUGGUGCGGCUCUGCCCCGCGCCCGACGCCAGCGAGAAGCCCCUGCUCAAGCUCCAGAGCUACUUCCAGUCAGGGAAGCGGUCGGGGGGCGGCGAGUGCGAGGUGCAGACGGGCCCCGAGCCCGGCACCUACUGGGUGCGCUUCCAGCAGGAGCGAGAUAAGAGGAGCGUGGUGUCGCGCACAGAUCACACCUUGGAGAUCGGAGCCAGGCACCUGAAGAUAAUCAUCGAGCAGGGAGAAGGGGACCCGAGCGAGGGCCGAGUGACAGAGCAGCCUUCCCCCAGCGGCCCCGUCCGUUCCAGCUGUCCCCCACCUCAGCAGGAGCAGCAGGCGGCCAGAGGCCAUGGGGGCACAGCAAGAGAAGUCAUCACCAAAAAGAUAUUUCUUACAGUAUCUGCAACUUUGAAUACCAGUAUGUUCACUGAACAGCAGAGGGAGAAAAUUACCAUUGUAUGUCCAAAUUUAAAAAGAGAAGGAAAUCCUAAUAUUGAUGGCUCUGAGAAAUUGACGGGAGAUUUUACAGAUAUUGAAAAAGCUUAUCGCUACUUCAAGGAUAUCCUUGCAGGCAAUGACCCAAAACAUGAUUUUUCACAUUCUGAAAGUGAAAAUGAUUUGAAAGAUGAAAAUGUUCUGAAUACUGAAGAAAUGAAUGAGCUUACAGUUCUGUCAGCUCUCUAUGAAUAUUUCAUUCACACCUGCAAACAACAAAUCAAAGUACUACGUGAACGUUUUGGAGUGUGUAUAAGAAGUAAAGAUAAUGACAAUGGAACCACAUCAGUAUGUCUCACUUCUGAUAAAAGCCCUUCAUCAAUACAAGAAGCUAAUGAUUUUUUUAUCAGAACUUUUCAGAAAAGUGUAGAAGAUCUGAAACAGGAAAAAAUUCCUAUAACAAACAGUGACACAUUAAAUGAGACAAUAAUGAAAUUAAAUGCUAGGUUUAGUAAUCUUCUUGCCAAAGGGGAAGGGAAUCAGCUGCUACUCCGUGGUCCAGCGAGUGUGAUUUUACUUGCCAAAACGUUUCUAGCAGAAGAAGCUAAGAACAGCCAAGCUGAAAAGAAUAUGAAAAUAUCAUCUGAACUAUACAAGUACAGGAAUGGAAUUGAAGUUGAUGCUUCUCUGUUUAAACUGUUGGAAACAAAGAUAAGCAAAGAAAUUGAAGGCAUUAAAGACAAAUUUGAUACAGUAACAGAAAUGAGAGUCAGUUCAUGUAGCCAGAAGAUGCUCAUAGUAUUUAGGCCUAGGAACAAAACUACUGAUAUGUCUUCACAUGCUACUGAAAGUUUCAUCAAUGCAUUUCAGAAUGCCUUUGCAAUGUUAAGAGAAAAACACAUCAGCUUGAAACUUUCAGAAGGUCAGAAUAGAAAAUUAGAUACGCUGUUUAAUGGAAAACGAUUGGAAGAUCUGCAUGUAAAACUUACAAAGAAGGAAGACAAAAUCAUCUUAAGUGGUUUACCAGACAAUCUUUAUGUUGCUGAAAAUCUUAUUGUAAACCUUCUUAACACUGAAGACUCACCACAAACUAAAAAUAGACCACCAGUGUCCUCUGAUCUCAGCUAUCAAGCUACAGGAGCAUCUGGGAAGAAACACAAUGGCAGGCAAAAGAAUAAUGUUUCUUCUGAAGGACAGGCUAAGGCAAAGACAGAAAACGACAAAGAUAUGUGUCCAAUUUGCAUGGAGAGAAUUAUUGAUAAAGAAAUACUGAAAAAGUGCAAUCACGUAUUUUGCAAAGAUUGCAUCACCCAGGCCAUGUCUUACAAGCAAACUUGUCCUAUUUGUAACACCUUCUAUGGACCCAUGAAAGGAGACCAACCAGAGGGAAUAAUGUCAACUAGAACACUGCUGUCAUCUCUCCCUGGUUAUCCCAGAUGUGGUACUAUAGAGAUUAAAUAUUACAUGCACGGUGGUAUUCAAACUAGGAAUCAUCCAAACCCAGGGAAACCUUACAGUGCAACUUCUCGAACAGCAUAUUUACCUGACAAUAAGGAAGGGCAAGAAAUUCUGCAGCUCCUCAAAAGAGCCUUUAACCAAAAAUUGAUUUUCACAGUGGGUCAGUCUCGUACUACUGGCGCAAAAGAUGUUAUCACAUGGAAUGAUAUUCACCACAAAACUUCCAUGACUGGAGGACCUACCAAUUUUGGUUACCCUGAUCCUGAUUACCUGCAGCGAGUUCGAUCAGAACUGAAAGCAAGAGGAAUUGAAUAAAGAAAUUUAUCAGCUGUCAACUCUUAAGUGUAAUAACUGGACAUGUAGCAGUUACUUUACUAUUCAAGCACUAAGGAGACAGGAGUUACUUUGUUCAGCUGCUGUACUUAAAUCACUUGCUGUUCAUGGUCAGUUAAGAAAAGUAAUCUUUUUUCAUCAAAUGGUAUGUGUUUGGUUUACACAUCAUUUACUUACAAUACUUAUAAUUUAAUACUUAUAAUACUUACCAUUUACUUAUAUAAUCAUGCUUCUCUGUAUGUGUAAUUUUUACAGAAUUUGGGUCUUGUGAGUGCAGCGUCAGUACUUGUUUACUUGACGAGUAUCAAGUUGUGUCUCUUAUUUUAACAGUGAAUCUGAUCAGCGCCUUUUUCCCACAAGUCUUCAGUCUGACCACGAAAACUGUUAGAUCCACUACUAGCUUUUAUUCGAUCAAAAAAACUUCCUUUAGCUUCGUGUGUUUACAGCUGUCAUCAUGGGUAGCAUCAUGUAACCCAUCUGCUGGAAAAUUUUUAUGCAGCUAUAGUAUCAGCUGUGAUCUUUCGCUUCUUUUCAUGACGGAACUGUCACUAGUGGUUUGGGUUUUAGACAUGAAAUUAGUGGGGUAAUGUAUGAGGGGGUAUGUGGAUGGUGCUGUAUCUUUAAUCCUGCGGAAGUGCUGAAUGCUCAGAGCCACGUUGGAGGAAAUGGAAAGCAACGAUGCCUGUGGCCAUCUCUGAUCAUGGGGUCCUGGCUCCGCCUUCCAUCAUGUUUAAGCUUAAAUACAGCUUUUCACUCAGUUUUGCAACUGUAAAGUUAUGUUCUUCCCGUUGCUUCCAAUAUAUGGCUUAAACUGUAUCAUAAAGAUACUUUGUUGCUACUCUGCACUAAAUAGCCUGCUAAUUACCUUUGUGGUGGUGGAAACUAAUAUCUUUCACUUAGUGCAGCCGUAAUAUUUAGUGAGUUAAACCAUUUCCUUUAGGCUGUUGAAUAUAAUAAAUAAAAUAUAAAAUACCAUCUGUA
Messenger RNA from Falco peregrinus (peregrine falcon), 3284 nucleotides. It is a transcript of the gene DTX3L, whose product is annotated as deltex E3 ubiquitin ligase 3L. The transcript is spliced from 5 exons. The coding region runs from base 69 to 2285 and encodes 738 amino acids. The record is from RefSeq and is a predicted model, not a curated record. Gene Ontology annotation, biological process: Notch signaling pathway; protein ubiquitination. NCBI's taxonomy places the organism in Eukaryota, Metazoa, Chordata, Aves, Falconiformes, Falconidae.